Gigantopelta aegis is the source of this 1552-nucleotide messenger RNA. RefSeq names its product SET domain-containing protein 4-like. The record is from RefSeq and is a predicted model, not a curated record. Gene Ontology annotation, molecular function: histone H3K4 methyltransferase activity; transcription coactivator activity; histone H3K36 methyltransferase activity. Bases 148 to 1434 code for a protein of 428 amino acids. Gene Ontology annotation, biological process: positive regulation of transcription by RNA polymerase II; peptidyl-lysine monomethylation; peptidyl-lysine trimethylation. NCBI's taxonomy places the organism in Eukaryota, Metazoa, Mollusca, Gastropoda, Neomphalida, Peltospiridae. The transcript is spliced from 8 exons.
UACCAUCUGGAAAAAGAUAAUUUGAUUCGCAGGUUGUGACUCGCAAACUGUGAGUCGCAGCUAGGCUGUGUGAUUCGCAAACUGUUAUUGUGCUUGUGUCGAUUCGUGCGCCAGACAUCGGCUCGUUCUGUUAUAUGAUACGCUUCGAUGAAACGAGGCCGGACGUGGAGGAAUCGAAAACGUAACAUUCGCGACAAAGUCGAUGAGUGUACGCCUUUAAAUCUUUUUGCACAAAACUAUACUCGACUUAAACAGUGGAUGAAAAUAAAAUCUAAUGGUUUACUUGAGGCGUGUUAUUUGGAACCACGUGACUUUCCAAAUACAGGACGUGGUUUGAAAGCCACAAGAACAAUCAACCCUGGAGAUGUGAUUGUUUCUCUGCCCGAGACGUUGCUAAUAACUCCAGUUACUGCCCUUGAGAGUGCUGUGGGGGAUGUCAUUAAGAGAUGUCGACCUCGUCUCACCCCUCAAGCAGCACUGUCUCUGUUCCUCGUCUACGAAAAUCACCUGGGAUCCCGUUCCGACUGGUUUGCCUACAUCCAGUCUGUUCCAGCCGUGUUCAGCACCCCUCUAUACUGGACACCUCAAGAGCUGGGUCACCUACCGCCGGCAGUUAGAGAGAGUGCUGGCCACAUGAUAGACCGACACAGAGAUGUCUAUGAUGAAAUUGUUGCUGUGUUAAAAAGUCUGCCUCACUGCCACACAGGCUGGUUUAGUUACGACAGUUUCCAAUGGGCGUGGACGGUUGUCAACACAAGAUCUGUGUAUCUGGAAACCAAACAGGUUCCACUGCUACAGUUUACUCCUUCAGGGGAGACAAAUCUGGCGCUGGCUCCUUUCCUCGACCUUCUUAAUCAUUCUGACAGUGCUCAGAUGGAGGCUGGGCAUAAUGCCAAGACCAGAUGCUAUGAAAUCAAAACAUUCAACAAAUUCAAAAAACAUGAUCAGGUGUUCAUCUCCUAUGGAUACCAUGACAACCAGAAGCUCUUUCUUGAAUAUGGUUUCACAAUUCCAGGAAAUACUCACAAUGUUCAUCAAUUUUCAUGGACUGAGCUUUGUAAUCUGAAAAGAGUGUUCAAGAUUUCACAUUGGCAGAAAAAACAGUCUGUGAUAUUUGACAACCGGCUAAACCAAGAUUUGACUUGUAGCACCAGUGGAUUGUCAUGGAAUCUCCAUAAUGUGCUGAUGAUUCUUGCUAUGUCAUGGGAUGAGUUGGAGAGCUGGAAAAGGUGGUAUUCGAAUGGAACAAUUUCCGACGAAAACGAAAGAUGUGUUCGUCAAAUGGCAGCGUGGUUGAUGAAUGAAGCUAUUGUUGAUUAUAAGCACAUGAAAGUGCCUUGCAGUGAAACCAAUCCUCAUGACAGACUGGUGUCGAGUCUCCUACAAGGUCAACUCGACAUUCUCCACAAAACAUGGACUACUUUACAAGUGUAAAUAACAACUUUUCACAAAAUAUAAAACUGGAAUACCAGUACUAUUCAUGACCUGUAUUUUUGUUACCAUAAAAACACACAAUGUAAAUUUUUUUUACAAAAUAAAAUGUUUGUUUGUG